Molecule: messenger RNA, 2050 nt
Organism: Amphibalanus amphitrite
Lineage: Eukaryota; Metazoa; Arthropoda; Thecostraca; Balanomorpha; Balanidae
Product: glycine-rich cell wall structural protein 1-like
Exons: 4
Coding region: 128-2050 (640 amino acids)
Source: RefSeq, a predicted model, not a curated record
GCUGCCAGUGACCUGACUGUAUCAGUAGCAUCGACUCACGGUGCUAGGAUCGGAACACUGCCCCGAGGGCUCCGUUCGGCGCGCAGCAGUGCAGCCUCGGCACUCCCCAGAAACUCCAAACAGCAAAAUGCAGGUGGUGCUCCUUCUCUGUUUGGCGACACUGGUCACCGCUAGAGGCUUCUCCGCACCUGGAAGCUACGGCGCGGCGGGCUACGGAGCCUCCGGCAGCUUCGGAGCCCACUACGGCAGCGGCGGGUCGAGUGUCAACGUCUACGGGAAGCCGGUCAACAUCUUCACACAGAGCGCGCUGCUGUUGCCUGCCUACGGCAACUUCGGUGGCUCGAGCAGCAUCGUAGGAUUCCUCGGGGGCUACAAUAGUCAGGGAGGCGGCUACCUCGGAGGCUAUGCAGGCUACGGAAGUAAAUAUCAGGGCGGUAGCUUUGGAAGUGGAUCCACUGCCGGCUACAGUGGAUUGGGAAGCAAUUCACUCGAUGGGUUCGGUGGAUAUGGAAGCAGCUCUUUGAGCGGUUUCGGUGGUUUUGGGAGCAGCUCUGUUGGUUACAGUGGAUUAGGAUCAAGCUCGGUCGGCUACGGUGGAUUUGGAAGCAGCUCUCUGGGCAGCUACGGUGGAUUUGGAAGCAGCUCUCUCGGCAGCUACGGUGGAUUUGGAAGCAGCUCUCUGGGCAGCUAUGGUGGAUUUGUAAGUUCUCUGGGAAGCUACGGGGGUUAUGGAAGCGGAUCUACUGGCGGUUACUCCGGACAUGGAAGUGGAUCUCUGAGCGGUUUCGGUGGUUAUGGAAGCAGCUCUCUUGGCUACGGUGGAGUUGGAAGCAGCUCUCUGGGCAGCCACGGUGGAUUUGGAAGUGGAUCUAUUGGCGGUUACUCCGGAUAUGGAAGUGGAUCUCUGAGCGGUUUCGGUGGAUUUGGAAGCAGCUCUCUUGGCUACGGUAGAUUUGGAAGUAGCUCUCUGGCCGGUUACGGUGGAUUUGGAAGCAGCUCCUUGAGUGGCUCUCUCGGAGGACUAUCGGGAGGCUACCACAGCGUUAUCGGAGGCGUGUCCACCGUAAAACCCGCAGGUACGCCUGUCAACGUCCUCACUCAGACCGCACAUCUGGCCCCCAUUUACGGAUAUCUCGGAGGCUACAAUGGCUUCGGAGGCAACUACGGGGCCUACAGCUCGGGAGGUUUUGGCGGGCUGGCGAAUACCUUCCUUGGAGGCCACAGCGAAGGUUUCAGUGGCUCAUCGGGCUAUGGUGGCCAGGUGAGCGGCUCCCUGAACGGCUACGGCGGAGUUGGAAGCAGCUACGGUGGAUAUGGAACCGGAUCUCUUGCCUACGGUGGAUAUGGAGGCGGAUCUCUGGGCAGCUACGGUGGAACCAGCGGUAUUGUCGGCAGUAGCGGAUUUGGAAGCAGCUCUGUCGGUGGCUACAGUGGGCAUGGAACCGGAUCUCUGGGCAGCUACGGUGAGCAUGGAAGCAGCUCUCUCGGCGUCUACGGUAGCUUCGGAAGUGGAUCUCUUGGCAGCUACGGUGGAUUUGGAGGUAGCUCUCUUGGCUACGGUGGAUUUGGAGGUAGCUCUCUUGGCUACGGUGGAUUUGGAAGCAGCUCUCUGGCCGGCAACGGUGGCAUUGGAAGUGGGUCCCUUAGCGGCUACGGUAGCUUUGGAAGUGGAUACCUUGGCGGCUACAGUGGGCUUGGAAGCAGUGCUCUUAGCUACGGUGGAUUUGGAAUUGGAUCUCUGGCCGGCUACGGCAGCUUUGGAAGUGGAUCUCUUGGCGGCGACGGUGGCUUUCAAAGCAGCUCUCUGGGCGGCUACAGUGGACAUGGAAGCAGCUCUCUUGGCUACCGCGGAUUUGUCAGCCGCCGUGAUUCCGACCGUAACACCCACCAGCGACGCUUCGCUCAGCCCCGACGGGUCUACCGGUCUCGCAAACACCCUCGGCUGAAUAAACCUCUCAGUCAGACCUCAGCGGCGCCCUCACACGUCGGCCGGGCGGCGGCCGCUCCCAGUCAGAAGCGUCGCUUUGUGGCCGCUGGUCCUCGUGUCUAA